CUCCGGGUCCCGGAGGAGCCGCAGGGCUCGGCGCCAGGCCGGUCCGAUCCGGUCUGGAGGAAGUGACGGCACCGUGCGGUGCGCGGGGUUUCCCGGGGCCCUGUGUCGGACUCGGGACUCGGUGAACAAACGAUCAUUUCAUAUACUUGCCACCCUCUGUGUGAAAAAGGUUACCCCUCAGCUAAAGCAAACUGAGUGGAAAAAGAAUGGACAAGAAAUUUAAUGAUAAUGGCACGUAGUUUUGGCAAACGUUACCUCAAGGCAUUUGUUAGUGGUUUCUUUGUCGCUGUUCCUGUUACUGUGACAUUUCUGGAUCGUGUGGCAUACAUUGCAAGAGUGGAGGGUGCAUCAAUGCAGCCAUCAUUAAAUCCUCCGGGAAGAACCACAUGUGAUGUCGUGCUUUUAAAUCGAUGGAGUGUGCGGAACUAUGAAGUACAACGUGGUGAUGUCAUCUCCCUGGUGUCACCUAAAAAUCCAGAACAGAAAAUAAUCAAGCGAGUGAUUGCCCUUGAAGGAGAUAUCAUCAGAACUAUGGGAUAUAGGAACAGAUUCAUAAAGAUUCCCAAUGGCCAAUUAUGGAUUGAAGGAGAUCACCAUGGACACAGCUUUGACAGCAAUGCUUUUGGACCUGUUUCCCUUGGACUAGUUCAUGCCCGUGCUUCACACAUCAUCUGGCCUCCCAAUCGUUGGAUGAAAUUACAAACAGAUCUCCCCGUGGAGCGAAGGCCUUUGUUGAUUGAGGGCAAUGAAUCGGUGGAUGGGACGUCCAUUUAGCACUGAAUGAAGAAAGCAAGCUUCCAGCUUGAAAUUGAAUUGAUCCAGUAGCUGCUGGAAAAGGAAGAUUGCAUUGUGUUGUUCUGUAGCGUUGUAUAUUCCAUACACUGGCCUUUCCCAAGCCAUAAACACUUGUGUUCUACAUUGCAAAAUUCAUUAUUACACAGACUUUAUUGAACACUUGCCAUAAUUUUUAGUUGUUUUUCUUACGUGUUUUGAAUGAUUUCACUGCCUAUUGAGCCAAAACUCAUCUUGAAUUUAGGAUGAAAUAUAAAUGAAAGAGUUAAUUCCAGUGGAGACCUGGGAGAACACACUGCAGUUUUGCCAAGGAAGCCAUUAAUAUACCCUUGAUGUUAUUGAGAUGAUGUCAGUCUAGAACCAAUAGAUUAGGGCCUGAAAAUCUCUUAUGAUCAGUUUGCCAGCGUAAGUGUGGACAAUUACAGUUAGCACCUUUCCUCACCUAAAACAAGGAAUCUUGUCUCAAACUUCUGGGAAGUUAAGUUCAAAGAAUGUCAUUUGCAUAACUGGACCAGACUGAGAUACGUUUACGUUAAAAGAGCAGGGUCCUCUAUCAUGCAAAAGGCUAAACAAGUUUUGAUCUUAUAUGUAAUACAGGACCCAUUCUGAUGAGAAAAUGUAAGAAAUAUUUCUAUUUUUGCAUUCUUUAGAAGAGCUCAAAACAUGUCCCCCGCACCUCACCCUGCCCAUUGGAACUGGCAUCUUUUUCAUAGCACCACCAUUCCUGAUGUAAGUAAAGUAGAUGCAUGAUAUGUAAGCAGCCCACCAGAACCGAAGGUCCAAUCUACAUCUGCAUGAAUCCUGGUAGCAUCAGGAUCAGACCCAAAUUCUGUCUUGGGCAUGAAAGAAAACUUAGUUUCACUGCAGCCCCAAGAAUAUCAUGGUCUGGGACUUUUGGGAGGAUUUGGUUUAAGCGGACUUUAUAUAGAAAGUCAUUUCAUUCAUGGCUCCUAGCUCAAAACCUAACUUAGGAGGAAAUGACUAUUUUCUCUCUCUCUACUGCUGAUGAAGGUUUCAAUCCAGUUCAUCAUGGCUGUAGGUUUGCAACUCACAAAGGUCUGGAGUUUACUACAAAUUGGCAUGCAUUUUGGUAUCUUAUAACAAGAUUUAAUUAGGGAGUAGGUAAAGUAGGAUACUGCUGUUGGGACAUAAUUGAAAGAACCUUACUUUCUUUGAAAUAUGCAGCUUUGAAACCAAAGAUUACUUAAUAUUGAAUUGACAUUGGGUGAUACAAGGGAAUAGAUGCUCCAUCCCCCAGCACUGACACUCCAAUUUCCUACCCUAUUGCCACUGAUACAAAGUGUAACACUGAAUAUUUUUAAUUUUUGUCACAUCAGAGCAGAUCUGAAUUAGACUCCACUGCAAGAUGGGGUUUUUUUCCACUAUUUCAGGCAACUACCCUAUUCAAGUAAAAUGUUUCUUCAGAGCUUAGAAUGUUGUGGCAGUGAAGGCAAUAUGCUUGACUCAAAAAAACAAAUAAGUAAGAAUGAGCCCUUGCAAUCUUUUAUCAAGAUAACCAAAAGCGUAAUUCUUCAAACAGAAACUUCCUUGAUCGAGCAGAUUCUGAAUGACAGUAACAUUGAAAAGGAUUUGCAGGCUCCUAAGUCAUGACAUUUUUUAGAAACAGAAGAUUUGAGGCACAGACAGAAGUCAGUCAGCCCAUUGUGCUCUGAGCCACCCAAGAAUGAAUUAUGUGACUGAAUUCCACUGACCAUUCCUUGAUCCGUAAUUAUAUAGCUUGUGAUAUUUUAUUCCUUUUUAAUGUAGUAAUGGUUUCUAUCACCCUCUCAAGCAAUGAGCUCCAGAUCUUCACCACCUUCUGGAUUCAAAAAAAUGUCUCUUUAAACUUUUCCUGUCUGUCCAACUAUUAUUUUAAAUCUUUGUCCCUUCUCAUAUUUGACUUCCCUAUUAUGAGAUCGAGGUUCUAUCUACUACAAUUUUUUUUAUAAUUCUAUAAUAUCUUGCCCCAGCAUCCUCCGUUCUAAAGAAAAUAAUUCUAACUUUUUCAGUUUUUCCACAUAACUAAAAUUCUUCAUUUCUGGCAACACAUUUUAAAUCUUUAUAUACCUGAACCAAAAGUAUUUCAUCCUUCCUGUAAUAUGGUGACAAAGUCCCUGUAGUACUCUGUAUGGUGUAUUCUAACUUGUCCUUGAUCAGAGUCGAUAUUUCUAUAAUUUGAAGCCUUCUUGAUUUUGCAUUAUCUGUAUUUUAUUCAGUGUGAGCUCAAUUUAUUAAUAUGUUCUGUUCUUUACUUAAAAUUCACUGGAUUGCCACGUAUUCUCAGUGGUUCAACUAUAAAUCCAUGAGAUGUCAUGGCAAUCUUUCAUACAGCUUGGAAAGAUGCCAGGUUUGAUCCCUGUAGUCUCAGCUGAUGACAGCAGUGCAAAAUCAUUCUUAACAUCACCCAGGGAAAAAAUAACCAGAGCAAUAGAAACCAGGAUUCCUUAUUGUCUAGCAACUCCUGCUGGAAGUUUGCAUGUUGGAUGCAACUAUAGUGAGACCUGCUAUGGUGGUAUUCUUGUGUUUCAAGUUAGGAUCUGAACUACAAUUGUCCAAUAAAGAAGGUCAUACUUUAGACAUGUCAACACAGCUAAAUAUAAUUGUUCAUAGAUUUGUUCUAACUUUUGAAAUGCAAAUUUGACUUAAGAAGUAAACUCCAUGGAAAGCCAGUGAAACCUUGAAUGGCAUUUCACAUUAGGUCACAAAGGAGUUACAUAGAAGCACUAUGAAAUUUUUUUUUGUGUUCCUUCUAAAACUGGCAAACUAAGGAAGGUGCAUCAAAUCUUUUAUUCCCCUUAUGAGAAAGUCAAGGCUAAGGCAGAUAAGAUAAUUACAGUUAAGAUAAUUGGUCUGGGACAGAUCAAUGUGAGAUCUUUACCCAUCAUAAAUUUUGCAGGGAAGCAAAGUAUCUUUGUAUUGUAAUUGAUAUCAAAUUAUUUCUGGAAACUUUAGCAAUUAAAGUGGUUAAAUGGCCUAAUGCUGAAUUGCCCUAUUCAAGUAAAGCAAGUGGGGCAGCACAGUGGCUCACUGCUGCCUCACCGCCAGGGACCCAGGUUUGAUUCCUGCCUCAGGCGAC
Molecule: messenger RNA, 3868 nt
Organism: Chiloscyllium plagiosum (whitespotted bambooshark)
Lineage: Eukaryota; Metazoa; Chordata; Chondrichthyes; Orectolobiformes; Hemiscylliidae
Gene: immp2l
Product: inner mitochondrial membrane peptidase subunit 2
Cellular component (GO): membrane; mitochondrial inner membrane peptidase complex
Molecular function (GO): serine-type endopeptidase activity
Source: RefSeq, a predicted model, not a curated record